CUAUGGGGAGCGAAGAAGAUAGCGCAGUGAAAGAGCCACUGGAUCUCAUCAGACUGAGUCUCGAUGAGAGAAUCUACGUCAAGCUUCGAUCUGAUCGUGAACUCCGUGGAAAGCUCCACGCAUACGACCAGCAUUUAAAUAUGAUACUAGGAGAUGUUGAAGAAAUUGUGACCACAGUGGAGAUUGAUGAUGAGACCUAUGAGGAGAUAGUUCGAGCAAACAAGCGGACAAUCCCUUUUCUUUUUGUACGGGGAGAUGGCGUGAUACUGGUUUCUCCACCUCUGCGGACAGCUUAAUGGAGACAACAGUGCACAUUUGGCAGGAUGGUAUCAUGUUUGAAUCGAAUGUUAGGCUCUUGCUAUUAGUCAGUUUUCAACGAUUUCCUUUCGACUUAAAAAAUUCUGUAGUAAUAGACUAUAUAACACAACAGUGCAUUAUGAAUUUCACCACGGGAAUUUGGUUUUUUCAGUUUUUGAACUAUAUAUUCAGUGGCAAUCAAUACACAUCUGCAAAUUUAAAAUGA
Rhododendron vialii is the source of this 523-nucleotide messenger RNA. Its product is annotated as sm-like protein LSM3A. Lineage: Eukaryota; Viridiplantae; Streptophyta; Magnoliopsida; Ericales; Ericaceae. Gene Ontology annotation, cellular component: Lsm1-7-Pat1 complex; U4/U6 x U5 tri-snRNP complex; U6 snRNP. The coding region runs from base 3 to 296 and encodes 97 amino acids. The transcript has 3 exons. The record is from RefSeq and is a predicted model, not a curated record. Gene Ontology annotation, molecular function: RNA binding. Gene Ontology annotation, biological process: P-body assembly; mRNA splicing, via spliceosome.